UAUCUACAGAGGCUCUCACCCAAAACCACAAUCCCCAAACAUCCGAAACCUCCUUCUCUCCGACUCGAGACAUGGCCACCAGCGCAGAUCCAGCUCCGACGAAGAAAUCGAGGAACAGCCGCAAGGCGUUGAAGCAGAAGAACGAGAUCGCGACGACGGAGACUCCGCCGUCCCCAGUCUCCGCCAAGGCGAAAUCGGCGAAGUCGUUCGAGAAAGAUCUGAUGGAGAUGCAGGCGAUGAUGGAGAAGAUGAAGAUCGAGAAGGAUAAGACGGAGGAGUUGCUUAAGGAGAAGGACGAGAUUCUGAGGAGGAAGGAGGAGGAGCUUGUGACGAGAGACGCUGAGCAGGAGAAGCUCAAGACGGAGCUCAAGAAGCUUCAGAAGAUGAAGGAGUUCAAACCUAACAUGACGUUUGCUUGUGGUCAAUCUCUCACACAAGCUGAGCAAGAAAAGGUGAACAAGAAGAAGAAGAAGAAGAAGGAUUGUCCGGAGACGAAGAGACCGUCGUCAUCAUACAUACUGUGGUGCAAGGAGCAAAGGGAUGAAGUGAAGAAGCAGAAUCCUGAAGCUGACUUCAAGGAGACUGCGAACAUUCUUGGCGCUAAGUGGAAGUCUCUUAGUGCGGAAGAGAAGAAGCCUUACGAGGAGAGGUACAAGGUGGAGAAGGAAGCUUACCUCCAGGUGAUUGCCAAGGAGAAGCGGGAGAGAGAGGCCAUGAAGCUUCUGGAUGAUGAGCAGAAGCAGAAGACUGCUAUGGAUUUGCUUGAUCAGUAUCUCCAGUUUGUGCAGGAAGGUGAACAGGACAUCAAGAAGAAGAGCAAGAAGGAGAAGGAUCCUUUGAAGCCAAAGCAUCCCAUAUCUGCCUUCCUGGUUUAUGCUAACGAGAGGAGAGCUGCUUUACGCGAAGAGAACAAGAACGUUGUAGAGGUCGCAAAGAUGACCGGUGAAGAGUGGAAGAAGUUGUCGGAUAAAGAAAAAGCACCCUACGAAGAGGUGGCAAAGAAGAACAAGGAGACAUACCUGCAAGCAAUGGAGGAGUACAAGAGGACGAAGGAAGAAGAGGCCAUGAGCCAGAAGAAAGAAGAAGAGGAGCUCUUGAAACUCCACAAACAGGAAGCUCUCCAACUGCUUAAGAAGAAGGAGAAAACCGACAAUCUGAUCAAGAAGGAGAAAGAGACCAAGAAGAAGAAGAACGAAAACGUUGACCCAAACAAACCCAAGAAGCCUGCUUCGUCAUUCAUCCUCUUCAGCAAAGACGCAAGGAAAGCUUUGACAGAAGAACGUCCAGGGACGAGCAACUCAACGGUCACCGCUCUAAUCUCAGUGAAAUGGAAGGAAUUGGGUGAAGAAGAGAAGCAAAGUUACAACAACAAAGCAGCAAAGUUGAUGGAAGCAUACAAGAAGGAACUUGAAGAUUACAACAAGAAGAGUGCUGCGGCUACUACCAGUAGUUAGAAGAAUAUCUCUCUCUCUUUGAAAUUGAAAUAAUGUUCAAGUCCUGUUGAACAUGUGUCUUUUUAUGCAUUUUGUUAGAAUCUGAACUCAAAGUGAUUUCUAUAAAAUGGUUACUAGGUUUUAUU
Messenger RNA from Brassica rapa (field mustard), 1579 nucleotides. Its product is annotated as high mobility group B protein 6. Gene Ontology annotation, molecular function: DNA binding. Lineage: Eukaryota; Viridiplantae; Streptophyta; Magnoliopsida; Brassicales; Brassicaceae. The record is from RefSeq and is a predicted model, not a curated record.